GCACACGCUGUAAAGACAUCCCCUUUCCAGCUGCCAGAGCGACAUGCAGAACUUCAGUGCUUCCUCAAAGCCUCUCGGAUGAUCCACACUCGAGGAUUUUUUUUUCCGCUAUGAGGAGACCAUCGUGUGUUAGAACGUCACACGAUUUCAGGAGCGCUGGCUUCCUGCUCCGCGCCUCGCCCCCUGCGCCGCUGCGUUUUCUCUUUUAGCUUUCGCGCGUUGACUUCCGCGCGCUGUAUAACACCGCACCGCAAUGAUUAGCAAAGUGAAAAAUGCCAUGUCCUCGCUGGUGGGCGGCAUAGUACCGCACGGCCACCACCACCAUCAUCAUCAUCCUCAGCAGCAGCAGCAGAGCGGAGCGGACUCUUUGCCCCCGCGCUUCCCAUACGCGCGGCCCGACUUUCUGGAGCUGAGCGCUGAGUUGGUGCAGUACGCGGCCGAGCACGCAUCCCGGCCCGUCAUUACACCCCGGAGAGACACCAAGAUGCCCUGGCGCACAGGAUAUGCAGAGGUCAUAAAUGCAGGAAAGAGCAUGCUGAAUGAGGACCAGGCCUCGUGUGACGUGCUAUACGUGAAGAAGCUCACUAGCAAACAACAGCGUGCCUCUGUGCUGCUGGAAGACAGUGGGGACACCACAGGUAUCCCCUUGCACUUCUGGGGUGUAUUUGAUGGUCACGCCGGCUCUGGAGCCGCUCUCAUGGCCUCCAAACUCCUCCAUCGGCUCAUCCGAGACCGUUUGUGUGAAGUAGCUCAUCUUUUGGAGAAUCAGAGCAACCCACCACCCAUUUGCCUAGCUAAGAAUGGGAGUCCCUAUCAAGCUGAGCAAAAGAAGGGAUCUUGCAUGGAUGCAGAAGACCAGGAUGGGCCUGUAGAUCCCAUCGCUCGGUUUCACAUGGAGAAGGUUGUCAGUAUGGAAAGCUUGGUGAUGGGAAUCAUAGAGAAUGCCUUUAAACAAAUGGAUGACCUCAUAGAGAAGGAGAAGGCAUCUUACAGCAUUUCUGGAGGAUGUUGUGCCUUGACUGCUGUGCAUUUGCUAGGGAAACUCUACGUAGCAAAUGCAGGAGACAGCAGAGCCAUAAUUGUUCGCAAUGAUGAGAUUAUUCCCAUGUCUAAUGAGUUCACACCGGAGAGUGAGAGACAGCGGCUACAGUACCUGGGAUUCCUUAAACCAGAACUGCUUGGGAACGAGUUCACACACAUUGAGUUUCCCCGGCGCAUUCAGCACAAUGAGCUAGGCAAGAAGAUGUUAUUUAGAGACCACACUAUGACGGGAUGGGCAUAUAAGACAAUUGUUGAAGAUGACCUCAAGUUCCCCCUCAUUUAUGGAGAGGGGAAAAAGGCCAGAGUUAUGGCCACGAUUGGAGUAACACGUGGUUUAGGAGAUCAUGACCUGAAAGUGUACAGUUCAAACAUUCAUAUCAAACCUUUCCUAUCCUGCUGUCCAGAGGUGAAAGUAUACAAUAUUUCAGAGCAUAAGCAUGGUAAUGAUGACGUCCUCAUUAUGGGUACUGAUGGAUUGUGGGAUGUGACUUCUGACAGAGAAGUAGCAGAUGCUGUGAAAAAAUUUCUGUCCAGCUGUGAGCAUAAUGACCCAAUGAGGUAUACUUUGGCUGCUCAGGAUCUCCUAAUGAGGUCACGUGGUGUUCUGAAAGAGCGGGGAUGGAGGCUGCCUAAUGACAGACUGGGAUCAGGCGAUGACAUAACAGUGUUUGUCAUCCCAUUGGCCGGGGCAGAGUUAGAGACAUGACAAGGCAGAUCAGUUAUUCUCUGGCAAGCAAAUCAGGACACGGCGCUAAUUCGCGCCGGCUGAGGAAGGGGUGCAAUACCAAAAAAAUCCAUUCUCACCUGAGCUGAACAGAAUGAUGUAUGCAUUGCUCCUCUUCCUCCAACUUUUCAGAGGAAUCAUCUCGACUCUUACCUCUUAUUAUCAAGCCUGGGAUGACAUCAUCAUUAAGUGCCACUCUUCUCACUCAACAUUUCUCACAGAUUUACUGUGAAAGACUUCAGAACACGCAAAGCCGCUGUGAUAUAAAUACUCCAGAAGUCUAUUGGGGAGCGAGCAGCUAUAAGAAGAGAGAUUUGUGAUAAUCAAAAUAAACAGGGUCUUUAAUACAUGACCUGUAGAAAACAGAGGAAUGGAGCACUGGUGAUAUGAAAUGAAAUCUUGAUGAUUAAGGAUGUAUAGAUGUAAGCACUUUAUCUUUAGACAUAAACUCAUCAACCUGUAAUUAAAACUUAGCAAAUCUCCCUCAGCUCCCUUAAAUGUCUCCAAAGAAUGAAUCUAAUUAAACACAUGGGUUUUAGUGACUUUGCAGCAGCUUUAUUUAGAAACAAAUUAUCACCAAGGAAAGAAAGAAGCACAAUUUUCUCGUUAGUCCUGAUAAUGAAAGAGUCUAAUACGGCUCCUUAAUAUUGUAAUUGAGGCAAUUGUGUAGACUUGCAUUAUGGCAUUUGUGGGCAGUGGUAGCUCAGUAGUUAAGAUACUGACCUAGCUGACUGCCAAGCUGCCACUGUUGGGCCAAUGGACAAGGCCCUUAACCCUCAACUGCUAUUUUUAGUCUUUUUGUAUAAAUUAGAUAAAUUGUAAGUCUUUCUAGUGUCUGCCAAAUGCCAAAAAUGUAAAUGAGAAAUACUACUGUAAUCCUACAUCAUGACAAAUUUUCUUAAAAAUAGAGGCCAUCAUUUCACCUCUUGUACAUUUGACUAAACCCGGGUUCCCUACCUCUCCACAAAGCCAUGUUCACAAUGAACCUAAAAACCUGCAAGGAGGUGGAUUUUUGAUUAUAAUCAAACCCAUGUAUUAAUUGUGCACAUUAAUUUUCAGCUAAACUGUAGCUAAUGGGUUAGCUUUUUCUGAGCAAAGUUUAGAAGCCUAUUAUAUAUUGAGAAUCCCUAUUAAAGCAGCUUUUAGGAUAAAAUCAACACAUAUGGAACCUAGAAUCUUAUCAUUCAUGAUGAAUUUAUUAUUGUAAUGUAUUAUUAUAACUGUAACUUUCACCCCAGGUACCAUAUUUGUAAAAAUGGGUUAAAAAGGGUUUUAGGUGGCAGCUAAAUUACCACCAAUGAUGUUUUAAUGUGAACACAUUUCAGCAUUAGAACCUGAUCAUCAUCACCUAAACUUUAUUUCAAUGCACCAUGCUUAAAUGAUCUUGAGGUGAAGAACCUAUUGUGAAAAUAAAUCUGAACAUUGAUGGCUGACUACUAACAAACUUUUUUUGCUAUUCCAUGUUUAGUUGAAUUGCCAUUCCUGCAGACUUUUUUAUCGUUUGUUAAGCUGUAACACCUAAGCAACUGUGAUUCAUUCGAAAUAAAUCUCCCAUCUUUGAAUAAAUAAUUUUCUGUCU
This is a messenger RNA of Hemibagrus wyckioides, 3344 nucleotides long. RefSeq names its product protein phosphatase, Mg2+/Mn2+ dependent, 1J (gene ppm1j). Gene Ontology annotation, molecular function: protein serine/threonine phosphatase activity. The record is from RefSeq and is a predicted model, not a curated record. The transcript is spliced from 10 exons. Gene Ontology annotation, biological process: protein dephosphorylation. The coding region runs from base 254 to 1747 and encodes 497 amino acids. Lineage: Eukaryota; Metazoa; Chordata; Actinopteri; Siluriformes; Bagridae.